UUAAACCAGUCUGCACUGUGCUGAGCACUGCAGCGUGUUCUACAGCAGGCAGACACGAAGGAUAUUGUACUGAGCGAUGCAGAGUACACAACGUCAUCACAAUUGUGAAAAGAAUUUGCACAGUUGAAGACCAUGAGCACAGAGGAGAAUUUCUAUGGGAAAUAUGGUGAUUCAAAGAAAUAUGAUCCAAAAUUCAAAGGCCCAGUUGCAAACAGGAGCUGCACUGACAUCAUCUGCUGCCUCAUCUUUUUUGCAGCCACCAUAGCAUAUGUCAUUGUGGGGAUAGUGGCAUGGAUCCAUGGAGACCCUCGCAAAGUGAUCUAUCCGACUGACAGUCGUGGCGAGUUCUGUGGUCAGGUUGGAGGCAGGAAUGAGCAUAAACCAUUUCUAUUUUAUUUCAACCUGCUCAAGUGUGCCAGCCCUUUGGUAUUGCUGGAGUUUCAGUGUCCUACCACACAGAUCUGUGUAAGUAAAUGCCCAGAAAGGUUUGACAGCUUCAUCACUGCACAUGCGCAACUUAAAGUGAAACCAGAAAGAUGGCAGAAUUACUCCCAGUUCUGUAAACCAGGCUUUAAUGAUUCAACCAAGACGCCUGUUGAAGUGUUUAAAGAUGGGGAUUGUCCGGCCUUUUUAACUCCCAGCAAGCCCUUUACCCAAAGAUGCCUCCCUGACCUAAAAGUCCAGCGGGGUGUGGUUAAAGUUGCCGACAAGACUGCUUUCAGUUCAGAUGAUGGUGGAUCUGUAAACGCCACGCAGUUGCUGGAAGGAGUGAAGGGAGCAAACAUAGUGCUUGAAGCCAGAGAGGUUGUAAUGAAGAUAUUUGAAGAUUACACACAAUCUUGGUACUGGAUUUUGAUAGGAAUGAGUAUCGCCCUGGUGAUUAGUCUGCUCUUUGUCAUCUUGAUGCGUUUCAUUGCUGCGUUUGUGGUGUGGUCGAUCAUCCUGAUGGUCAUUGCUGUCCUUGGCUAUGGUAUUUUUCACUGCUACAUGGAAUAUAAACAGUUGAAAGGAGUGCAAGGAUCAGAGGUGACGAUCAAAGAACUGGGCUUCCAUACUGACCUCCGAGUCUACCUGCAUCUACGGCAGACCUGGCUGGCAUUCCUGAUCAUUCUGGUAAUCGUGGAAGUUAUCAUCAUUCUGAUGUUAAUAUUCCUACGGAAGAGGAUUCUGAUAGCAAUAGCCCUGCUAAAGGAAGCAAGCAAAGCUGUUGGCUGUAUUAUGUCCACUUUGGUCUAUCCUGUCAUCACAUAUCUCCUGCUGUUACUCUGCGUAGCUUACUGGGGCAUUACCGCUGUCUUCUUGUCAACCUCAGGCAAAGCAGUUUAUAAAGUGCUGGCAAAUGAGUCGACUUGUAAUUACACCAUGAAGACCUGUGAUCCUAAUACCUUUAAUAUUUCCAAGAUCAUAAAGCAGUGCCCAGAAGCAGAGUGUAUAUUUGCAUUCUAUGGAGGCGAGUCAUACUAUCAUCGGUACCUCAUCUUCUUCCAAUUCUACAAUGUCUUUCUCUUCUUCUGGCUCAGCAACUUUGUCAUUGCCUUGGGACAGGUUACACUCGCAGGAGCUUUUGCCUCUUACUACUGGGCUUUCAAUAAACCGGAUGACAUUCCAACAUUCCCGGUGUUUUCUUCAAUAGGACGUGCACUCAGGUACCACACUGGCACCUUGGCAUUUGGAUCUCUCCUCUUAGCCCUUGUCCAGGUUAUCAGAGUUUUGUUGGAAUAUAUCGAUCAGAAAGUGAAAGGUGCACAGAAUAAAGUUGCAAAAUUUAUAUUGUCUUGCCUGAAAUGUUGCUUCUGGUGUUUGGAGAAAUUCCUGAAGUUUUUGAACAGGAAUGCUUAUAUCAUGGCAAGUAUUUGUCUCUUUCUAAAUUUCCUGUGGCUGAAUGGUCAGAUUCUCUGGUUAUCUCAAUGUUAUUUCUGGGGUCUUGAGUGAAAAUUGUUUCCUUGGUUAUAAAAAUUGCUUUCCCCCUAGAUUUGCUCUUGCCCUUCUGCUGGCCCCUCGCAUUCUCACCUCCCCCAUUGUCGUCUCCACUUACUCUUAAGUCUAGUCCCCUCUUGCUGCUGCUUGCUGACUCUGCUCAGUC
Chiloscyllium plagiosum (whitespotted bambooshark) is the source of this 2083-nucleotide messenger RNA. NCBI's taxonomy places the organism in Eukaryota, Metazoa, Chordata, Chondrichthyes, Orectolobiformes, Hemiscylliidae. The record is from RefSeq and is a predicted model, not a curated record.